Cucurbita pepo subsp. pepo (vegetable marrow) is the source of this 2601-nucleotide messenger RNA. NCBI's taxonomy places the organism in Eukaryota, Viridiplantae, Streptophyta, Magnoliopsida, Cucurbitales, Cucurbitaceae. The record is from RefSeq and is a predicted model, not a curated record.
CUUCUGCUUUUUCACGUUUGUUUUUUCUCCUUCAAUUCAGUGUCUAUAUAAGGAUAUUCAUCUUCGAUUCAUAAAGUUUCCGAAUCUGCUUCCAACUUCGGGAGUUGAGUACUGAUUCAUGUUUAACCUGAUAAAUCUCCCUUUCAGAAGAAUCAAGAAUAAGGGAUGUGGUUGUGAGCAUCUUAAAUAUCUUAGAUAUCAAAUUGGGGAAAGAUGGUCUCAGAAUCUUGGUUUCGCAGUCUAUGGAAGCCGCCAAGGAAGCGUGAUUCCACGCAGAAGGUUGUUAUUGGAGUAUUAGCUUUUGAAAUUGCUAGCUUGAUGUCCAAGUUGGUUCAUCUAUGGCAUUCUUUGAGCGAUAAGCAAGUCGGGAGGUUGAGGGAAGAGAUAGCCAAUUCGUUGGGAAUAAAGAAGCUUGUGUCGGAUGACGAUGAGUAUAUCGUACGUCUAAUAUGUGCUGAGAUGACAGAGAGUUUAGCUCAUGUGGCUAAAUCUGUUGCCAGGCUUGGAAAGAAAUGCAGUGAUCCUAGUUUAAAAAGUUUCGAGCAUGUUUUUGAUAAUUUAGUUCAAUUUGGUGUUGAUCCCUAUGGCUGGAUAUACUCAUGGAAGAAGAUGGAAAAGAAAGUGAAGAAGAUGGAGACAUUUAUUUCAGUGAAUGCAAAUUUGUAUCAGGAGAUGGAGAUGCUUGCAGAUCUUGAGCAAACUUUGAGGAGGAUGAAGAUUAACGACGACUUGGAUGAUACAAACCUAGAUGAGUUUCGAAAGAAGGUUGAAUGGAAGCAGCAGGAGGUGAAAAAUUUGCGAGAGAUGUCGCUUUGGAAAAGGACCUAUGAUUACACGAUUCUUCUUCUAGCCAGAUCCCUAUUCACAAUAUUCAGUAGGAUCAAAUAUGUAUUUGGAAUCGAGCAGAGUCUGGAUAAUGAUUCACGAGAUAUGAGUUCUGACUCGAUAGCACGUAGUCAAUCAGUGUCUGCAUUAAUGCAAUCGAUGGUCCAUCCCUCUGAGAAUGGUCUUACUAAAUUUGCAUCGGGGCCCCUCAAGAGGUUUACAACUAAAUCAGGGCCGAUUUCAAAAACAGCUAAACGCAAUAAUUUUCAUUCUGGUCCCCUUGGUGGCUCUAUUACGAAAUCAGGUCCUAUUUCAGGCCCCGUUUCUGGAGCGAAUAGAAACUUCAACUCUCAUUCGGGUCCUCUCACAAGUUCAACAAUAAGAUCAGGUCCAAUUUUUGGAAUAGACAAUACAACCAAUCAGAAGAAUUGGCUUGUCGGUGGCUACUCUUCCCUGUUUAAUGGGAAGAAAUCCCAUCAGAAGUCAAACAGACUGACUCAAGUUGGACCUUUCAAGGGAUGCAUGAUAUCUGGCCCUAGUUCUACGGUUGUCAAUUGCCACAUUAGUUCAAAUGAGCAUCAUUCACAGCUUAUCAAUGGACCCAAAGACACUGGAAAGAUUGUUGAUCCUUGCAAGCAGUUGCUCCGUACCCAUUGCCGAUUGUUGGAAGCCCCACCCGAGACUCUAGGUGCUGCUGCUUUGGCACUGCACUAUGCAAAUGUCAUUAUUGUAAUUGAGAAGCUUGCUGCAUCUCCUCAUUUGAUUGGCCUAGAUGCUAGAGAUGAUCUAUACGAUAUGCUGCCAGCUAAAGUUCGAGCUAGCUUGAGGGCAGCUCUAAAACCAUAUGCCAAGAGCUUGGCUUCAUCUGCGUAUGACACAGUUCUUGCAGGAGAGUGGAAUGAGGCAAUGACUGGGAUAUUAGAAUGGCUUGCUCCACUGGCUCAUAACAUGGUUAGAUGGCAAUCUGAACGCAGUCUCGAACAACAGAAUUUUGUUUCCAGGACCAAUAUGCUUCUUGUACAAACUCUUUUCUUCGCAAGUCUAGAAAAAACCGAAGCAAUCAUUACCGAACUUCUUGUUGGUCUGAAUUACCUAUGGAGGUUCGGUAGGGAACUCAAUGCAAAAGCUCUAAGCGCGUGUGCCAGCAGUAGAAUACAUGAUGAAUAUUUGGAUAUCGUUGGGUAACAUUCUUUUCUAUUCCAUUGGUAUUGCCCACUGAAUUGCAGAACAGUCGUCCAACAGCAGGAGGCGUCCUCAGCUCUACAAGAUCGAUAUCCCCAAUUGGAGGCAGCACGAGAGAGAGAGAGCCAUCGCUACUCCGUUGCAUUAUCAAUACUCCAAUACCCGAAGUCAUCAUCGACAAACUAGGUUUGAGCUUUUUAACAUUCUUUCACUUGAUAGAGUUAUUCAGCUUGCCAAAUGGGGGACACUCCCAUCCUCGUAAAAGCAUGGUUUGCUAGUAUUAAGUUAUUACUACUUGAAAGUUGUAUAUGUAUCAGUAAUACGUUCUCCAGAUAUGUAAAGCAUCUACGAUAUAUAGGCUUGCCAUUCCACGCAGAAACUCGCUCGAGACCGAGCUUGUUGCAUCUAAGUAGAAGUCAUCACAAAUUGCUGCUGUCCUUUCCACUUCCUUUUCAUAUAUGGAUGUAAAUUUUGUGCUUUGAUCAAUGGUUCCAGCUUUUCUUGCCAUUUAUCAGGAACUUUUGCUGUGGCCAUUCCUCAUGAAUUGCAUUGUCGUGUUUGACUGAUACUGACUUACAGGUAUAUUUCAAUUUA